Molecule: messenger RNA, 1514 nt
Organism: Phialemonium atrogriseum
Lineage: Eukaryota; Fungi; Ascomycota; Sordariomycetes; Cephalothecales; Cephalothecaceae
Product: MoeA, N-terminal and linker domain-containing protein
Exons: 2
Coding region: 1-1431 (476 amino acids)
Biological process (GO): molybdenum incorporation into molybdenum-molybdopterin complex; Mo-molybdopterin cofactor biosynthetic process
Cellular component (GO): cytoplasm
Molecular function (GO): molybdopterin molybdotransferase activity
Source: RefSeq, a predicted model, not a curated record
AUGGCGAUACGGUACUCGUGCGCCCUCGACAUCAUCGAGUCGGUAGCCCGGGACAUGUCGUCCAAGCGCGUCGAGUGCUCCGACCUGGUCCCGCUCGAGGACGGCGUUGGCCGCGUCGCCGGCAGGGACCACGCCAGCGCCGAGCCGACGCCGCCGUUCGACUGCGCCGCCGUCCACGGCUUCGCCGUGCGCUCGUGCUCCACCAUCAACGCCUCGGACGCGAACCCCGUCGUCUACCGCGUCAGGACGGGCGUCUUCGCCGCCGGCGACGACGGGGCCGUGUCCGUCGGCGCCGCCGCCGAGGACGGGGCCGAGGUCGCCGUCGAGGUCGCGGCCGGGACGAGGUUUCCCGACGCGCCUGCCGCCGGAGAGCCCCGAUUCGAUGCCUGCGUUGCGGCCGAGGAGGUGGAGGAGUGCAAGGGGCCGUCGCGGCUGGCUAAGAGGCUCUCCAUUGGCGCUCGGUAUAUCAGGAUUACCAAGCCCGUCGAGCCCAGGUCGAACUUGCGGGCAGCGGGGAGCGACCUGAGGAAGGGGGACGUGAUCAUCAAGGCGGGGGAGGAGAUCCGCUCGAGCCACGUCAUCCCCCUCGCGGCGGCGGGGGUCAGCGAAAUCACGGUGGUCCGGCGGAUGCAGGUCGGGAUCUGGUCGACGGGGAGGGAGAUUGUGUCUGCAAGAGGCGAGGUGCGGCAGGACAGGAGGGCGAGCUGCGGGCGGGACAUCAACGGGCCGUACCUGAUGGCCGCGGUCCACGAGGCCGGGGCGGAGGAGGAGUUCCUGGGCGUCAUGAGGGACGACCACCCCGCGUCGCUGGAGGAGGCGAUCCGCGGCGAGCUGGAGUCGCUGCACUCGGACGUCCUCAUCAUCACGGGCGUCGUGUCGAGCGGCAGGUCCUGCCUCGUCAGGACGGUGCUCGCCAGGCUUGGCGCCAAGAUCCACUUCCACGACGUGGCCAUCCGUCCGGGGCGCCCUGCACUGUUUGCGACCGUGUCGGGCCCCGGCGGCGGAAGGGCCGCCUUCUUCGGGCUCCCCGGGGACCCGGCGGCGGCGGCGGUCGGCUUCAAGUUCCUGGUGACGCCGUACCUCCGGCAUGUACAGGGCCAGCCCCUGGACCGGCCGAUCCCCGCGACCCUGGUUUCCCGGUGCUCGACGCGCCUCGACGGCGACGGCAGGGGGUGCGCCACGCAGGCGACGGACAAGAGCCCCUGCCCGCUGUGCAUGGACUGCUUCCGGCACGGGGUCAUGCGGUUGACGGAGGUCGGGAAGGCGGUCGCGCUCUGUAAGGACCAGAGUCCCUGGAGGGUGGCGCCGUACGUCGAGGCGAACUGUUGGGUGCAUCUGAACCAGGGGCAGGAGAUCGUGGCCGGGGCGGUGGUGCCUUGCUACCCGAUGUCCGCCAGCGUGGAAUCAAUGAUGUGUAACUGUCUUCGAUGAUUUGAUGUUUGUUUUUAGGAUGGGGAAUUAGGAUUGCAGGUAGCAUAGCUUUUGUCGCGUUAUAGCGAAGUUUUGUUCUUGAG